ACUUCCAGCCUUUGCGACGGGUCGCGGGCUGUUUUGGGGUUAGGUUUGUGUGGACACACUUGCAUUCGUUACCAAUAUCCGCCACUGUGCAUGGCGAGGGAUCUGAUCGGGCCGGCUCUGCCGCCGGGCUUCAAGGCCCUUGGAACAGCAGAGGACAAGGAGCGGGACCCCAGCCCGGUUGCAGGACCAGCUCUACCUCCUAAUUAUAAAAGCAGUAGUUCAGAAUCAUCAGGCAGUGAUGAGGACAGUAGUUCUUUGUAUGAAGGAGGGAAUCAAGAAUCUGAAGAAGAUGACACCGGUCCACCUGCAAGAAAACGGGAGAGAAAUCAAGGUGACGAUGAUGAUGAUGAAGGAUUUUUUGGACCAGCCCUUCCUCCUGGAUUUAAAAAGCAGGAUGAUUCUCCUCCAAGGCCUCUAAUAGGUCCUGCAUUACCACCUGGUUUUAUUAAAUCUACACAGAAAAGUGGCAAAGGCAGAGAUGAUCCACGACCACAAGUAUCAUCAUGUCUCAACUCUGAGGAAAUAGAUAGCAGUGAAGAUGAAGACAUUGUUGGACCAAUGCCUGCAAAAGGACCCGUUAACUAUAGUGUAACGACAGAGUUUGAAAAAAGGGCCCAGAGAAUGAAAGAAAAACUGACCAAAGGAGAUGACAUUUCAGCUAAACCAGUUACAAGGGAGUUAUGGAUGACUGAGCUUCCUCCAGAAUUUAAAGACUUUGGUCUUGGGCCCAGAACUUUUAAGAGAAGAACAGAUGACAAAUCUGAAGAUCGAUCAGUCUGGACAGAUACUCCAGCUGACAGGGAAAGGAAGGCUAAGGAGACACAAGAAGCAAGGAAGUCACUCAGUAAGAAGGAUGAAGAACAUAUAUUGUCAGGAAGGGAAAAGAGAUUGGCUGAGCAGGCAUCCUCAUACAAUGAAUCAAAAAGAUCAGAAUCUCUUAUGGACAUUCAUCAAAAAAAAAUAAAGAAUAAAUCUGCUGAAGAUAAAACUAAGCCCCAAGAAAGAAUACCAUUUGACCGUGAUAAGGAUCUUAAGGUUAAUCGGUUUGAUGAAGCUCAGAAAAAAGCCCUAAUUAAAAAAUCUAGAGAACUAAAUACCAAAUUUUCACAUGGCAAAGGCAGUAUGUUUUUAUAAGGGGACUUCUCUGUGCAAUGAAGAAAAGUUGAAGAACACUCUUAUCUGUUGGUCCACUGUUAUUACUUUUUUGUAAGUUACUUACUAUUAGAGAUUACUUUAGUCUUAAAAACCAUACAAACUCAUCUUGUUCUCUGCAUCCUUAAAAUCAUGUGGAAGCAUAACAUAAUAUCAGUGUUUCUUAUGUAGAACAGAAUUUUAUGUGUUUGGCUUCCAAGAAAGUAUUGGCUUUUCUUCAAAUAAUUAUUCUGAGGAUUCCCCCGACCAUGCCCUAAUUUUUGUGAUGUGUCCCAAGUAUCCUCUUAGAUCUGGUCAGGACUAUCUGAAGACUGGACCUCCUCGUUGGAUGUUAUUAACCUACCCUAGAGCAAGUGUGUCCAGUACUUAGAGUAAAUCCAAGAAUUUGAAAUUGUUUGGCUAUUCCCUUUCAACUGCAAGGAGUGAAUACAUAUUUACAUGAAAAAAGUACAUAUGGAGAAUUUGACUGUUUCAUUAACAGUUUGUUUAUUUGGGCACUCAGGGCUUUUUAUUUGUGGUUUGUGUUUUCUGGUGUGUUUAAGUCAGAAAGGAAUCUCUGUUAUUUCAUGUUCUAAGGAAAAAGUAUUUGAUUUUUUUUCAACUUUAAUAAGUAUUUAUAGGGGAGGCAAUCUGAGGAACAAGACACAUCAGUGCCCACGAGCAGUGUGGAGUCUAAGACACAGCUCUGUGACCUCACCCAAAGCUUUCUAAGUCUUUAAACUCUGCUUUGAGAUGAUCUUACUUUAUCCAUUUAUAUUUAACAAAGUUUAGCUAAUUUAUUGGGGACAGAUCUUUUAUAUCAGUCAUGAAUAACCUUUUUUGAAAAAAAUGAAACUCGGUAAUCAUAACCACACUAAUGGAGCAUUAUAAGUUUGUAAUGCUAUAAUAAGUACUGCCUCUUUAGAUGUUAAAUAGAAAAUUCUAAAUGGUUAAAGCCUAAAUUCAAAUUCUGUAAAGUUAUAUUUUCUUACAGAUUAAUCUUAGCCCUUCUAUUAGUUCUGUGUUCUAGUUUUGAUAAAGCACAAGGUUUUAAUGGGAAAAGAUUCUGAUUCCUAGUUAUUUAGGCUCUAUGAAAAAUUGAGUAAACUGUUCAGAGAAUAGUAAAAAUUAUUCUUCUUUUAAUCAUAGCAGUAUAGUGAUAUUUUCCAUUACAUCUAUGUAAAUAGUAGCCUACUCAAGGAGUGUUGUUAUUAAAAAGAUGAAUUAUUCUCCUAAGUAAAUUCAUGUAAAGGCUUCUUGUUAGAGUUGAACAGAGCUACCUUUUGACCAAAGGUGUCAUUUUUAGUCGGCAGUAUUGUAUAAACACAAAACUUUGUUGCAAGAGUAUCCAUUGCUUCCAUUUAAUUUUAUUAUAAUUUUUUUCCUCAAUAAAAGGAAGAAAUGUUUUCUAUUUCCUCAUCCCUCUAUAGAUUCCUAACAUAUAUUUUUGGGAAUUUUGGUAUUUUUAAAGUAAAAAUGUCAUCUGUGGUUACUUAUUUUUGCUUUGUUUUUAUUCUAAAGGGAUAGGGAUAUUUCUAUAUUACGUACUUAACUAUUUCUUCACUCAUACAUGGAGUGUCCAUGACCUUCGCAAAAGUAGGAAAAGCCUCUUCUUUCCAUGAGCUACAUACAACCUUAUUGCCACCUUGGAUCUAAUGUUCUUUCAUGCCACCCUGAGUACAGUUUUAAUAAAAUGUAAGAACAGACCAGAGUGCCUUUGCCCCCAUGGAGAGUCUAAACCCAAUAUGACAACAAUGGCAAUAAAAGAGCAGAGUAACUGUUGCAUAGAAUGGAAAGGUAUUCAUUUCAUCUCCUCUUCUCUUCCAGGCUGCAAAAGCCCUCAUUAAAUCAAGUCUCCUAUCAAUCAGGUAGAAAAUUGAGAUUGCUGACAUUUUCUAAUAAGAACUUUUUAAUAUACUUCACCUUAGCCAAAUUUUAUAGAACUUCUGCAAUUUAAAAAUGAAAAACAAGACCUGGCCAGGUGUCUUGGUUAAUUGGAGCACUAUCCCACAGCAAAAGGUUGCAGGUUUGAUCCCCCAGUGGGCAUGCACGGGAGGCAACCAACUGCUGGAUGUUCAUUCUCAUUCUCAAUCUCCCUCCCCCUGCCCCAAUACCCCCCUCUCUCUCUAAAAUCAGUAAACACAUCCUUGGGCAAGAAUUUAAGAAAAAUAAUGAAGACAAAGAGCAACACUAAGUUUAAAAAGUAAAGCAGCUACUUUACAUUCUUUACUGUUAAAGGUAACAGACAUUUAAGUUUAUUGUGCCCGCUGUUAUAUAUUUUGUUCUCUAAAUUGUCAUCUGAAAUAAAUGUAGAGGCUUCAAAGAGUAACCAUAUUACUGGUAAAUAAAUGGGGGAGUUGGUGGCUAAAUCCAUAAGAAUGGUUUAUCAGAUAAAUCAAAUCCUUUUUAUAUUGGGCAAAAUGUUGUAAAUUAAGCCCUACUCAAAAAACAAAAAAGCACAUCUUCCUGAGUAAAUUUUUAAUCUUAUAGUCAGUGAGAAUAUAAAAUGAUGCACACUUUUUAUAUUAAUUAUGUACCACAAUGUAACAAGUUGCUACAAAGCUUAGGAACUCAAAGCAAGAAACAUCUGUCAUUUCACAGUUUUUGUGGGACAGGGAUCCAGGAACUGAUUACCUUACCACCCCGGAAGGACCAUGUGUAUUUGGGGAUGGUCUUUGCAGGCUCAAGCAGGGAGGGAGAACCAACUUAAUCUUGCUUGGACAUAGGAACCACUUGACAUUUAAUCACUUGAACAUUUAAUGGUUUUUUGAAUUAAUAGUUUGUUUUAUAAGUGAGAUUGAGAUUUACAUGGUACUGAGGCUUAUGUGCUUCAGAUAAAGUGUUAUAUAUAAAUUAUUGAUCCAAAAACAUACUUUUUGUUUCUUAUACACAGUGGAUAAUGUAUAAUUACUGAGAUAUGUAGGGUCAUGGGAGAUAGUUUUUAAGACUCUUUACAGUAGCCUUUAUCACUUCUCUUUUCAGUUUUUUCAUGAUAAUGUCAGGGGGGAAAAUUCUCUAUUGAGUUAGAUGCCUAAGAGGAAAAAUUAACAUGGAGAAAAGUGGUUAGAGAUUGUACCUAUGUAACAUCAAAGCCAAGUCUUCUGUUUCAGAAUAUUAACUUAUUUUCUUUGAUUUAUGAUGCCAUCAUAUCAUUGAAGUCUGCAGUUAAAAAAGGUUGUGCAUUUCUUAUCGUAAGAGAGGUAUGUAUUGUAUUUUGCAGCUGAAAAAAUUAACUGUGACUAUAGUAUAUAAAAAACUAAACAGCUGUACACUGUCCUUUUCAGUCUUUUCAUUUUGAAGUUUAAAAUUAAAAGACUUUUUAGAAAAGAAGAAUUUCUGAGGUGAAAAAUUUCACCUGUAUGUAUAAGUAAAAUUUCAUCUAUAUGUAA
Molecule: messenger RNA, 4520 nt
Organism: Phyllostomus hastatus (greater spear-nosed bat)
Lineage: Eukaryota; Metazoa; Chordata; Mammalia; Chiroptera; Phyllostomidae
Gene: GPALPP1
Product: GPALPP motifs containing 1
Exons: 9
Coding region: 91-1134 (347 amino acids)
Source: RefSeq, a predicted model, not a curated record